AUGAAGUUCUUUUCCCAGGCCUUACUGCUCGGCCUUGCAGCAGAGUCUACUCUGGCUAGCAGCUGGUUCAGCAAAGCUGUCUACAACAAAUGGCAUCAGACCGAGCUUGAGAGAUGGUUGUCGGAUCACGACAUCCCAUAUCCAACUCCCGCAGACCGAAAGGAUCUCGAGAACAGCGUAAAGGAUAACUGGCAAUCUAAAGUUUCAACACCAUACAACGACUGGAGUGUGGAUCAAUUGAACGCUUAUUUACAGCAAAAGGGUAUCCAAACCAAGGACGCUGCGAAUGCAAACAAGGAUAGCUUGAUCAGCUCAGUAAAGGGUGCUUGGUACGAGACAGAGGACAAGUCCGAGGAUGCUUGGACUAGUAUCAAGGACUGGAUUUUUGACAGCUGGACUGACUCCCAAUUGAAGGCAUUUGCCGACAAACACGGCAUCCCUGUCCCUCAACCAAGAAAGCGUGAUACCUAUCUUACAGCUCUCCGAAACAACUAUGAGACGGUCGCUCAAAAGGCUGGCGAAACCACCGCAUACCCAGGAAACUGGCUAUACUCUACAUGGGCAGAGUCUGACCUCAAGGAGUGGCUUGAUAGCCAUGGUAUUCCAGCUCCUCAGCCAACAACCCGUGACAAGAUGAUUGCCACCAUUCGCCGAAAUGCUCGUGUUGCAAGCUUGAAGGCAUCUGACACCCAAGCCUCAGCUUCCAAGUCUGCUGCCGCUGCCUCCCAAACUCUUUCUGACAAGCUACUCGAUUCAUGGAGUGAUUCUCAGAUCAAGGAGUGGGCCGACAAGAACGGUAUCAACGUUCCACAAGGAAGCAAGCGCAAUGAGCUUUUGGCUAUUGCCCGCAAGCACCGCGCAAGCCUCACUGGUGACAAUGUCGUCGACUCAGCAUCCUCCGCUUUUGGAGCCGCUACAUCUAGCGCAGCAAACCAAUUUGCCAAGGCAACUGACAGUGCAUCAUUGAAGGCUUCUGAUCUUUUCAACUCUGGUAUCUCCACCUGGAGCGAUUCUCGCUUGAAGGCAUUCUUGGAUGCCCGAGGUGUACCAGUCCCACAAAGCGGAAAGAAAGAUGAUCUCAUCGCUGCUGUCCGUUUGAACCAGCACAAGGCUGCCACUGGAUGGUCUGCCUGGACCUUUGACACAUGGACUAUCGAGAACCUCAAGGCUUACCUUGCUUCCAACGGUGACAAGGCCGCCAAGAAGAUCGGAAACCAAGCAGGUGCUACCCGUGAACAACUCAUGUCGGCUGCUCAGGACUCUUACGCAUCUGCAUCCAAGUCGAGCGGCCCAGCAUAUGCCUCAGUCACCUCAUACCUCGCCAAGCAGACCGAUUCCGCCAAGGACUCUGUUUUCGACACCUGGACUGAGUCUGAGCUCAAGAACUACCUUGAUAGUUACGGAUUCAACGUUCCCCAGGGGUCUACCAAGAACCAGCUCAUCGCCUAUGCCCGUAACCAACGUAACUGGUUCCAAUAUGGUUCCACCACUCCUUCAGGAACCCUUUAUGCUAAGCUUUCUAAUGCUGCCUCAUGGGUCAUGAGCCAGCUGAGCAUUGGUGCCUCAAAGGCCAACAGUGAAGCUCAAUAUCAAGGCCAAAAGGCUGCUGAUGCCGCCAAGGAGGGUGCCACUUAUGCUUCUAACAGAGCUGGAGAGGCUGCCCAAAAGGCUGGUGACAAGAUCAAGGAGGAAUUGUAA
This is a messenger RNA of Glarea lozoyensis ATCC 20868, 1698 nucleotides long. RefSeq lists its product as uncharacterized. The transcript is spliced from 6 exons. Bases 1 to 1698 code for a protein of 565 amino acids. The record is from RefSeq and is a predicted model, not a curated record. Lineage: Eukaryota; Fungi; Ascomycota; Leotiomycetes; Helotiales; Helotiaceae.